UCUCCCGAACAAACUCCUCCUCCUAUAAAUAGCUGCCCAAAUUCACAUCUUUAUCAUUCAGUAAAUAACUGCCCAAAUUCACAUCUUUAUCAUUCAGUCCGAGUUCUUUUUAGUAUUGGCAAUGGCAGAAGACGAAUCUGUGUUGAACAAUAAUGAGGGUUUUAAUGACUUAAUGUUGCUCCUCGGUGGCAGCAGCAGCAGCAGGGACUACCUUGUCCGAAACACCGGUGAAAAAGUCGAAAUUGACAAAUUGAAGGGAAAGAAGCUUGGUAUAUAUUUUUCAACAUCUUCCUGUUUUUAUUGUCGACAAUUUACCCCACAUCUAGUGGCGGUUUACAAUGAAUUAUCCUCAAAAGGUGACUUCGAGGUCAUUCAUGUCUCCGCCGACAUAAAUGCUGGUGAAUACCAUAGUUACUUCGACAAGAUGCCAUGGUUGUCAAUCCCGUUCUCUGAUUCAGAGAAAAGGGAGGAACUACGGGAAAUGUUUGGUGUCGAGUGGUAUCCGUAUCUUGUGAUACUUGACGAAAAUGGGGAGGUUUUGACUGCGGAAGGAGUAGAGAUCAUAAAAACAUUCGGGUCAGAGGGAUAUCCUUUCACUCCAGAAAGAAUUGAAGAAAUGAAAGAGGCAGCUUUGAACCCAUCCUUGAGAUCUAUCUUAGUCUCACCGUCGAGGGAUUUUGUAAUUUCAAACCAUGGCAAGAAGGUGCCUGUUUCUGAACUUGAAGGGAAAGUCGUGGGUUUGUAUUUCUUUUCUCCUUCGUACGGUCCUUGCCUUGAGUUUACUCCAAAACUCCUGGAAUUCUACAAUAAAUUGAAGGACAUGGGAGAGAGCAUUGAAAUUGUGACAAUAGGAGUCCCUGGCCAUAGCGAGGAUGAGGAUGAAGAUGAAGAAGAAUCAUUCAAAGAAAGGGUCAUGAAUAUGCCUUGGCAUGCUUUGCCUUGGAGAGACGGAAAAAGUAUGGUGCUGGCCCAGUAUUUUGAUCUCCACAUUCUUCCUGCUUUGGUUAUUGUUGGACCAGAUGGUAAAAUAGCAACAUAUAAUGCAGUGGAAGACAUCGAGGACUAUGGGAUCCCGGCAUACCCUUUUACUCCAGAGAAGUUAUCAAAGCUGGCAGAAAAAGAGAAGGCCGGGUGGCCUCAAAAGGUGAAGCACCCGCUUCAUGAUGAACACGAACUAGUCCUCACUUUUUGGUCAUCUUUUCGGUGUGAUGGUUGCAUGGAAAUUGGCCAUAGAUGGGCGUUCUACUGUAAAGAGUGUGGUUUUCAUCUCCAUCCGAAAUGUGCCCUGGGAGAAGAGCUCGAGAGGAAAGGUGGAGGAGGACCAACUAUGAACAAACUAGUAAAGUUUCUCCAAUCCCUUCUACAAGCAUUUGUCGCCGUGUUUAAGAAGUUACUGCGCUUCUAACAUGAGACUCUUUCCAUUUAAUCUUUGUAAUUAAUCUAAUGGCUAUCCUGUAUGCUCUGCUGUAAAAUGACUUGUUUUAUUGUAACAGCUCUGUGAAUUAAGUUGAUAUUCUUUUUUAUUCCUCUCAAACCAGCUAUUAAACCAUG
Messenger RNA from Diospyros lotus (date-plum), 1551 nucleotides. Its product is annotated as probable nucleoredoxin 1-2. Bases 122 to 1405 code for a protein of 427 amino acids. The transcript has 3 exons. The record is from RefSeq and is a predicted model, not a curated record. NCBI's taxonomy places the organism in Eukaryota, Viridiplantae, Streptophyta, Magnoliopsida, Ericales, Ebenaceae.